UCCCUCGCUAUACCCCGCCCUCCCUGCAACUUGUCUCCGGGCUCUCCCUUCUCAGUAGAGCAGGAUUCGGCUGAUUCUCCUCGGAUCCCUCACUCUCCCCGUUGUUAUAGGGGGGCAUCAUGAAGAUGCUUCAAGGGCGCCUCCCGCUCACCGUCCUGCACCUCUUUCUUCUUCUUGGUGGUGGCAUGACCCAGCAGAGGCCUCAGGGUCCCAUUAAAGAUAUCAAUGGACUUCCUGCACAGGGACCCACUGUAUCUGUAAGACCUGGUCCAGACCCUUCUGACAAAGUCACUUUCCAAGACUGUCCUGUGGAUAUCUUUUUUGUGCUGGAUACAUCUGAGAGUGUUGCCCUGAGAGUAAAGCCUUUCAAGACCUUAGUGACACAAGUGAAGGAAUUUACCAAGAAAUUCAUUGAUAAACUGACCUCCAGGUAUUAUCGGUGCGACCGUAACCUGGUGUGGAAUGCAGGUGCUCUACACUACAGUGACGAGGUGAUCCUGAUCAACAGCCUGACCCGGGAUAUGAAGACUUUGAGGGAUAACGUGGAGACAGUUGAAUACAUCGGAAAAGGAACUCACACUGACUGUGCCAUUAAAAGGGGCAUUGAAGAAGUCCUGAUUGGAGGGUCACACCAAAAAGAGAACAAGUACCUUAUUGUUGUGACUGACGGACAUCCUCUGGAGGGUUACAAAGAGCCAUGUGGUGGUCUAGAAGAUGCAGCUAAUGAAGCUAAACACUUGGGCAUCAAAGUCUUCUCUGUUGCCAUUUCACCAAACCAUCUGGAACCAAGACUCAGUGUAAUUGCAUCUGAUGCAAGCCACAGGAGGAACUUCACAGCUACCAGUGCAGUUGGCCUGACUGAUGAUGAAAUAGACAAUACAAUUGACACCAUCAUUGAUAUGAUUAAAGAAAAUGCUGAGCAGGGGUGCUGUACCUAUGAAUGCAAGCCCUCCCGUGGUCUUUCAGGACCAUCAGGACCACCGGGUUAUGAGGGAGAAAUCGGAAAACCAGGUCUUCCAGGAGAUCGGGGGUUACCAGGCGAUCCAGGUCGGCAGGGUGAUAUUGGACCUGUGGGUUACCAAGGAAUGAAAGGUGACCAAGGUAUCCGAGGAGAGAAGGGUGGAAGAGGAGCCAAGGGAUCCAAAGGAGACAAAGGAAAGAGAGGAAUAGAUGGAGUUGAUGGACAGAAGGGAGAGGAUGGAUACAAUGGGCUUCCAGGGUGCAAAGGAUCUCCUGGGUUUGAUGGAGCCCCUGGAAGUUCAGGACCUAAAGGAGAUCCAGGACCAUAUGGCACAAAGGGAGAAAAGGGUGUUCCUGGAACUCCUGGCACUGGUGGAAGACCCGGAAACACUGGAAACACAGGAGACAAGGGAGAUCCAGGUUCUAAUGGUUUGGCAGGAGAGAAGGGAGAGUCUGGGGAUGAGGGUGAUGCUGGAGCUGAUGGGUCUCCCGGAAAACGGGGUGAGGCUGGAGAACUAGGUCCUCCUGGAGUGUCUGGGGGCAGGGGGGCUAGAGGAGAAAAGGGUGAGCCUGGUCCACCAGGAGACCAAGGACGAGAUGGGCCAGCAGGUCCCUUUGGUGAUCCAGGAGAAGCUGGGCCUCAGGGGCCCAAAGGAUACAGAGGUGAUGAAGGACCACGAGGUCCAGAGGGGCCUAAAGGACCAAGAGGAGCCAAGGGUUUACCCGGAGAACAAGGCAUUGCAGGGGAGAGGGGAGAUGAUGGCCGCCCAGGAAAUGGUACUGAUGGCUUCCCAGGAUUCCAGGGAUAUCCUGGUAGCCGAGGAGACCCUGGUUCAAACGGAACAAAAGGUUAUCCUGGACCUAAGGGAGAUGAAGGAGAACAAGGGGAACCUGGUGAUGAUAAUGUAAGUCCAGGACCUCCUGGUCCCAAAGGAGCAAAGGGAUACAGAGGACCAGAAGGGCCACCGGGACCUCCAGGACCCGGAGGACCUCCAGGCCCAGAUGAGUGUGAGAUUCUGGAUAUCAUAAAGAGGAUGUGCUCUUGCUGUGAAUGUACUUGUGGUCCUUUAGACCUCCUCUUCGUGCUUGACAGCUCUGAGAGUAUUGGCCUUUCCAACUUCCAGAUCUCCAAAGAUUUUAUUUUAAAGGUCAUUGAUCGUCUCAGCCGUGAUGAACAUGUCAAGUUCGAUGCUGACAAUUCACAUGUUGGAGUGGUGCAGUACAGCCAUGGACAGACUCAAGAAGUGGUAGCCAUGGGAGACUCCAGCAUCCAAUCCAUUGGGCAACUGAAGGAGGCUGUGAAGAACCUAAAGUGGAUUGCAGGUGGAACCUGGACUGGCGAAGCUCUUGCUUUCACUAAAGAUAAUCUCUUGAAAAGGUUUACAUUAGAGAAGAAAAUAGCACUUGUGCUUACAGACGGACAUUCUGAUAUUCUGAGGGACAAAACUCCUCUAAAUACACUGUGUGAAGUUACUCCGGUUGUGUCAGUGGGAGUAGGGGACAUUUUCCAAAAUGCUCCUAACUCGGACCAGUUGGUGCAGAUUUCUUGUGGUGGAAAACCUUAUUCAAAGGGGUUGUCUUUACAGCGAACCAGCUUUGCAGAGCUUCUGGAUGAUGGCUUUUUGCACAAUGUUACUUCUCAUAUGUGCAGUGAUAGGAAGUGUCCCGAUUACACCUGCCCCAUCACAUAUGAAGGUCCAGCAGACAUCACAAUGCUUGUAGACAGCUCUACUAGAGUUGGGAAUCAGCACUUCCAGACCAGCAAAAGCUUUGUGAAGCUCUUAGCAGAACGUUUUCUAAAGGCCAAACCCCCUCCAUCAGGCUCCGCACGUGUGUCAGUGGUGCAAUACAGUGGCCAAAAUCAGCAGAUCGUGGAAGCACAAUUUUUGACCAAUUACACAGUGCUAGAAGUUCCAGUGGAUAAUAUGCAGUUCAUAAAUGGUGCUACAAAUGUGGUAUCUGCACUGCGUGCUGUGACAGAGCUCUACCGUGAAGAUAGUUUGGCAGGGGUAAGCAAGAAACUGCUGGUUUUCUCCGAUGGGAAUACACAAGAGGAGAAGGGCUUGCUGAAAGUUGUGCAAGAUGCUCGGUCAGCAGGCAUUGAGAUCUAUGUGUUGGCGGUGGGGAGCCGUCUUAAUUAUCCCAAUCUUCAGGUGAUGCUAACAGGCUCUGCUGCAGAUAUCGCUGGCCCAUUUCCAGAGGAAAGAUUGUUCCGGGUUCCUGAUUAUACUUCUCUCCUUCAAGGUGUCCGUUAUCAGUCCAUCAGUCGACGAAUAGCCCUGAAAUCUUCUCAGUAAAAUCAACAUGGAGCAGCUCAGUUCCUACUGAUCACACACUUAGCCUGAGCACGAACCUCCAGAACGCCACAGGUUUUUAUAAAGUGUAAGCCAUGGGAAGCCUCCUUCACUUCAAUGAAAUCCCGCCCUAUGGGCCUCUUGUACCUUUUACUGGACUAAAAAUGCACAUUUUGUUGGACCAAAUAAAAGAGUGAGAUGUCAUCUUUAAAGAAAGCACAUGUUAAUCUCUUCUGUUUGAAUAAUAUUCCAACCAUUUUCAUGAUGUUUAACAGUAGAAAAAUGUCAGGAUCCAGAUCCUGCAUUUGUUAACAUGUCAUGCUUUGUUUUUUUCUUUAAAUCAAAGAUUUUUUUCCUAUUACUGCCUAGACGAUAAGCAAAAUGCUGUAAAGUUUGUUUAAGGAAAACUAGACAUACAUGACUUUACCUCCUAAUGCACUGUACCUGGGCUUAACCAAGUCCAUGUUGAUUUCUUAUCUUUAGAGAAGCUAAGUCCAUGAGGACUGUAGACAGACCCAGAAAUCUUUCAGAAUAUUUUAGAUGUUCCAGAUUUUCUCAACAAAAUUUUAAAUAAUACAGGUCAUUAUUGCUCCAUUAAAAGGUAUCAGAGGUAGGGAGGCUGACAGUCUUGCAGAACUUAAUAACAUUUUAAACUUUGGUUUAUAUAGACAUAUUCAUGAAGAUCUUAGUCACUAGGUACAUAUUCUAUAUUCUCCUUGAUCAGAACCAUUUAGAAGUCUUAUUUUUAUAGGUUUUUUCCUCUCUACCUGUUCAUACCAAUGUCCACAGAAGCUCUAAUGCUCCAGUGCCUUAUGUCCGAAUAAACAUUUUAUUAUGCUCUAUAAACAGAACUUGUAGUGUGAAAAGGAAUGAUUAGGAGAAAUGGAAGUUGGAAAAUGGUGAUGUUGAAAAAGAGAUGAAGGUCAUAAGGUAGCACGUAUAAAAAAUGUAGCGAAGGUUUCCUCUUGCCAUCCUAAAUGGCAAUUCUAAAUCUCGUGAACAUCUGCAAACCAAAGCCAAAGACGGAACUUUAUUAAGCUUUCUUUGUGUGCAUGCUAAACUUCCAAACUACUCUCAGAUGUUGCCCCAUUUGUCAUAUUAUAGGAUGUACAAAGUCACAGUAAAAAUGGCAGUGAGUGAAACAUUCAUAUUGGCAGAUUCGAAACAUUCAUAUUUUUCCUGUUGAAUGAGUUACAAAAUAUCAUGUUACAAAAUACCAAAAUGUCAGCACAAAUAGAAGUUCUACUCAUUGAUCACAAAUACAUAUAUGUUUUUGUAUCUUUGGUUUGACUGCAAAGAACUUUCUUGACUUCACAACCCUUCCCAGGAAAAUCUGUUAUGGUAAAUGCUUACAAGCGACUGUGGUCAACUUGAUCUUCUGCUAGGAGUCUAUAUCUUAGAGCUGUUCCCAUAUGAAGAGGACCACAUUGCAUGAAGAGGACCACAGUAUAAGUGCAUUGCUCAGAGGAGGAGGACAACCUUAAGUGCUAGAGUACCUUCUGUGCUAGAGUACCUUCUACAUUCCUAUUUCUCUUCUAAAAAGCUGUCUUGCUUGCCAAUAAAAUACUGUAACUAAUGAGCUGUAACAAUAGUAUAUAUCUGGUUACAAAGAUAAAUCCAUGAUGUUUUGUUUUAUAAUUUACUCAUGCACAUUCAGCUUUUCAUAAAGCAAUCAGUGGAUUUAUAGAACUUGCAGGGACCAUUAGACAUUUCUUCUAAUAAUUAAUAUGAAAACUCAGAUUUAAUCUCUUUUGAUCAGUACAGAUUACCGUUUGCAGGUUUGUACAUGACACACAAGCUAGGGGGGUGCAAGGAAGAGUUGUACUUUUAUUAUCGGUGCUAUAUUCGUACAAAGAAGUCUUAUGUGAAUGUUGUCCUUUAACCCAUUUUUCCUGUAGGUACAGGUGAUAGCUGUAGUGCCAGACACUAUGUGGGUGAUGGAACAACUCCUGUGGCUGGAGGCCCACAGAUCUUCCUUUUGAUACAACCUGUAGUCAUGUUGGUCUCUGAAUAAAAGGGUUUUCCAACAA
Xenopus laevis (African clawed frog) is the source of this 5284-nucleotide messenger RNA. RefSeq names its product collagen, type VI, alpha 1 L homeolog (gene col6a1.L). The record is from RefSeq and is a predicted model, not a curated record. NCBI's taxonomy places the organism in Eukaryota, Metazoa, Chordata, Amphibia, Anura, Pipidae. The transcript is spliced from 35 exons. The coding region runs from base 120 to 3257 and encodes 1045 amino acids. Gene Ontology annotation, cellular component: extracellular matrix; complex of collagen trimers; collagen trimer.